UAAGAACAUUUGUACUACGAAGUAGUAUAAGUUCGUUUCUAAAAGAAAUAUCACUUUGAAUAUAAAGAAAUUAUAUAAUAGAAACUCAAUAUCGUAGAUUCGAUAUAAGUUGAUACUCCUUUAAAACGUACACUUAAGAAAAAAGAUAAAUAGACAAAUAAGUGUCUUAUAAAGGAAAUGGACGGUGGCUACGUUAUGGAUAAAGUUUCAAAUAUGCCAGUUGACAUUUUCCCAGUGACCAUAAAUGAUAUUAUAGAUGCUCACAACCGCAUUCGUCCACAUAUCCACCGCACGCCUGUACUAACUUCAGAGACUUUUGACCGAGAAUAUGGGGCGGGAAGAAAGUUUUAUUUCAAAGCGGAAAACCUACAGAAGACUGGUAGUUUUAAAGUUAGAGGAGCCCUGAAUGCUAUAUUUAAGUUAGAGGGAUCAAAGGACCAUAUUAAGGGCGUGACUACGGAUAGUAGUGGUAAUCAUGGCCUAGCAUUAGCAUGGGUGGCAAAAAUGCGGGGACUAAAGUGCACUAUAGUUACACCAAAGGAUACACCAGUCGUAAAAAUACGUGCGAUUAAAAGUUACGGAGCAGAUGUCAUCCUGUGCGAACCGACGCUAACUUCGAGGGAAGAAACUUCCAAGCGCUUUGCGGAAGAGAAUAACUACGAAAUCAUUCCAUCAGCAGACCAUUAUGACAUCAUUGCAGGACAGGGGAGUAUCGCAUUAGAGUUUUUAGAAGACGUUCCUAACCUUGAUGCUAUUCUCAUACCGGCUAGUAAAGGUGGCAUGACAGCUGGCAUCACGAUUGCAGCUAAGGCUAUUAAACCAAACAUUAAAAUUUUCGUUGUCGAACCAGAUGGGAAAGAACUCGAAAAAUGUUUGAGAGCAGGUAUGAGGCUCUGGUCCAAUCCUCCAUGUUUUGUGGAUACUCUUGCCGAAGGGAUAAAAAUACACAACGACACUUGA
Ruditapes philippinarum (Manila clam) is the source of this 960-nucleotide messenger RNA. RefSeq names its product probable serine racemase. NCBI's taxonomy places the organism in Eukaryota, Metazoa, Mollusca, Bivalvia, Venerida, Veneridae. Bases 178 to 960 code for a protein of 260 amino acids. The transcript is spliced from 8 exons. Gene Ontology annotation, biological process: D-serine biosynthetic process; pyruvate biosynthetic process; L-serine metabolic process. Gene Ontology annotation, molecular function: serine racemase activity; L-serine ammonia-lyase activity; magnesium ion binding. The record is from RefSeq and is a predicted model, not a curated record.